AUUGGAUCGAAUCCGAUGACUCGGCUUGCGGUUGCAUUGUUUUGCGCUGGCUCUUCGCUCGGGGGGUCUAGCAGCUAGCUUGAUCUGAAGCUCGCGAAGCCGCAAAUCCUUUUGGUAUGGUUGAGGAAAAGGGGCCUGUGUGCCUCUGACUCAAGCGGCUGUUGAAUCGGUCCGCUGGGUAGAUUAAUUUGUUGUUGAGAUUCCUGCACGCCGAAGAGCCCUGUGUAUAUAUGUCAACGAACGCGUGCUCACUUGAUAGAUGUUCCACACAGAAAUCAACAGUCUUAAUCAAAGCAUCAGCGCCAUGAGCAAAGAAACCCUGGUUCUGGGCCGAGACGCCCCCGAUCCCUCCAGCCAGAAGCCGUCCAAGGAAGACAAUGGCACCUCGCAAGGGCUGCCGGAGUUCACUCUGGGCAAACGCGGAAUCCUUGCCUUUUUUACCUUGUCGGUUUUGACCCUGAUGGUUGCUCUCGAUGGAACCUCCAUCUCCGUUGCGUUGCCUAUCAUAACGCAGGAUCUGGAUGGAACGGCUAUAGAAGCGUUUUGGAGCGGAACGUCAUUUCUCCUCUGCUCAACAGUUUUCCAACCCAACUUCGCGUCGUUCUCGAAUAUCUUUGGUAGGCGGCCUAUGGUACUGAUUGCCCUGACUUUGUUCUUUGUCGGAACCGUUGUGGCCUCGGUUGCCAAAAACUUCACCUACAUGCUGGUGGGCCGCUCGAUUCAGGGCGUCGGGGGUGGAGGGUUGAUCGCGCUGAGUGAGGUUAUCGUGACCGACCUGGUUCCCUUGCGUCUUCGAGGAAAGUAUUUUGGUUUUUUGUCUGGGAUGUGGAGUGUUGGGUCAGUGACAGGGCCGAUACUGGGUGGUGGAUUCUCCCAGAGUGUCAACUGGCGUUGGAUCUUCUACAUCAACUAUCCGUUCAUCGGUGUCGGGGCUGUCUGUAUCCUGCUAUUUCUCAAGCUCAACAUCCUUCCGACUUCGCUGGCCGAGAAACUGCGCCAAAUCGACUACGUCGGCACGAUCAUCUUCGUCGGCAGCCUGUCGUCGUUCUUGAUCCCGCUGACCUGGGGCGGGAUUCUCUAUUCCUGGGAUUCAUGGCGCACUCUUGUGCCCCUGAUCGUCGGCGUCUGCGGGCUGGUGGUCUUCGCCUAUUACGAGUACCGAUUCGCCAAAGACCCGAUUAUGCCGCCGGUCAUCUUCCAGAACCGCAGCGCCACCGUGUCCUUCAUCGGCAGUAUCUUCCAGGGGCUCGUGCUCUGGUGCGUCCUCUACUACCUGCCAUUGUACUACGAGGCUGUCAAGGGAUAUACGCCGAUCGUCGCCGGGGUCGCCUUGUUCCCAGAUACCUUCACCGUGGCCCCGAGCGCCAUGAUGGUCGGUAUCCUCGUCACCAAAUACGGACAUUACCGGUGGGCCAUCUGGCUCGGAUGGUUCCUAUCGACGCUGGGCCUGGGGGUGCUUUGCUACCUGAAGGUGGACACGAGCAUCCCGGCGUGGAUCUUCAUCAACAUGGUCUCGGGCAUCGGCCUGGGGCUGCUUUUCCCGGCCCUCGGCUUCGCCAUCCAGGCCUCCGCCACCAACGAGACCCUGGCCAUGUCGGUCGCGAUGUUCAGCUUCUUCCGCGCCAUGGGCCAGGCCCUGGGCGUCGCGAUCGGGGGCGUGGUGUUCCAGAACGAAAUGUACCGCAAUCUCCUCCAGUACCCUGCGUUUGCGGCCGUGGCGCGCGAAUACAGCCAGGACGCUGCGGGUCUCGUGCAGGUCCUCAAGCAAAUGCCGGACGGGGCCGACAAACUCGCCCUCCGGACGGCGUACACGGACAGCUUGCGGAUUGUGUGGGCCGUGUGCUGCGCGGUUUGCGGCGUCGCCUUUGUCCUGAGCCUAUUCACGCAGAGCUAUGACCUCAAUCGCGCGCUGAAUAGUACCCAGGGGUUACGGCAGGAGAAGAAACCCCAGGCGGACGUCGAGUCGGAAUGAGCUGGUGUCAGGGCGAAUACUACUUCUUAGAUUUAACGAACUUUAUGUAACUAUCAUAGACCUCUCUCCCUGUCAUACUUUCAUUAUAAACAUCGUGAGUUGUUUUUGGCAUCCCUGCAUUCUCAUACUGAAGCUACCAUUCCUAACGGGUAGUAUUUUACGGUGUCCGGGAAGACCCUGAGAAUUGGUGGAAUCCAUCAAUCUGAAGGUAUUCCUUCUGAUUCUCCUCCGUAUAUCUGAUGCAUCCGGUAUUCGAGAUCACUCCAUGAAAGACCCUAAUACAUUCCUCUAUCGUUGGUCCUCUCCUUCCGUAUAAUAUAUAUAUAUCUAUAUUUGACAUACAA
This is a messenger RNA of Aspergillus ochraceoroseus IBT 24754, 2316 nucleotides long. RefSeq names its product MDR family MFS transporter. The transcript is spliced from 4 exons. Gene Ontology annotation, molecular function: transmembrane transporter activity. NCBI's taxonomy places the organism in Eukaryota, Fungi, Ascomycota, Eurotiomycetes, Eurotiales, Aspergillaceae. Bases 305 to 1972 code for a protein of 555 amino acids. Gene Ontology annotation, biological process: transmembrane transport. The record is from RefSeq and is a predicted model, not a curated record.